AUGAGUCUAUGGAGCCUCACAGAUCUUUUGGUGCUUAACUUGUCAAAUAAUUCUUUGAUUGGUUCAUUGCCUCCUGAUUUCUGUAACUUGAAUCACAUAUGGUUCAUGGAUCUGUCAAGGAAUCACCUUUCAGGAAGUAUUCCCACCAAAGUUGGAGACUUGCAGAGUCUUGUUUAUCUUUCUUUGGCUUAUAAUGAGUUACAAGGAUCUAUUCCGGAGUCACUCGGGAAAAUGAUAAGUUUGGAAUCAGUGGAUCUAUCCAAUAACAUUCUUUCAGGUCAUUUCAUCACCAAGAAGCAAAUUGCUACUGAUUAUACUUGUCCCAUUGGGAGCUUCCCUGAUGGCACUUGCCUCAAUUGUUUUGUUUCUGUUAAGGAGACGUGGGAAUAG
This is a messenger RNA of Lycium ferocissimum, 390 nucleotides long. Its product is annotated as putative leucine-rich repeat receptor-like serine/threonine-protein kinase At2g24130. The record is from RefSeq and is a predicted model, not a curated record. Lineage: Eukaryota; Viridiplantae; Streptophyta; Magnoliopsida; Solanales; Solanaceae. Gene Ontology annotation, molecular function: protein binding. The coding region runs from base 1 to 390 and encodes 129 amino acids. The transcript is spliced from 2 exons.